This is a messenger RNA of Paramecium sonneborni, 2317 nucleotides long. NCBI's taxonomy places the organism in Eukaryota, Ciliophora, Oligohymenophorea, Peniculida, Parameciidae. The record is from the annotation of a GenBank genome assembly.
AUGUCUUAAAACUAAGAAAAAAAAUUAUGCAAAGCUCAUAAUUUAUAAAUUAUUGCAACAGAUCUCAAAGAGUCUUGUAAUGAAGAAAGUAGAUAUUUAUGUGCUUAAUGUUUAACUCAAAAAGUAAUGUAAUCAACAAUACACAUUAAUGAAGAUGCUGAGAGUUUCUUAAAUGAUAUUAAGACAGAUUAUCAAUAAACAAAGAGUCAAAAUAUUGAAAAAACCUAAAAUGUUCUAAAUCAGCUUUAAGCUUGCAUUGAUGAUUUAAAAAGAAAUUUAGUCCUAAUUUGUGAAAAAAUCUCUCAAUAAAUUAAUUAAGAAACCGAUAGACUAUCUAAACUAUUAGAAAAUUUGGAUUAAACUGUUAAAUCAAUUGAUAUUUAUAAUUUUAAUGAAUUAUUUCCCAAAUUGUAGAACGAAGAUUUAGAAAAUUCAAAAAACUCAUUUAAAAGCAUUUUAUAAUCACAAUUAGUUCAAAUUCAAGAAAAUCAAAAAUUUUAAGAAUUUAAUCAAUUACUAAAUUCUUUUGAAUUUUAGACUGGUUAAUUAGAAUUCUAUUAAAGUGAAUAAUAAUAGUAACUUUCAGAGGAAAACUAAACAGUAUUAAAUUAAAAUAUCACAUUUUUAGGACACUCCUGGAUUAAAAGUACUAUGCUAAAGUCAUAAUAAAGAAAUAAUUGCUUUUGAUUUAGAUCCUGAAAGAGCUAAAGAAAAUAGAUUAGCUUGCAUUUAUUGUAUAGAAGAAAAUGCAAUAAAAUAUGUUUCAUUGACAAAAGUCUAAAAAUAAUGGAAUUAGUUAGAAGAAAUAAAGAAGAAAAAGCUUGAAGCAUUGUAGUAAAAACAUUCUGAAAAUGAAUAAGUUAUAGUGUAAUAAUUAAAUGUUUUCACAGAAGUAUUAAAAUAAAAAAAUUAAGAAAUUACUGAUUAUCUCAAAGAACAUAACUCAAUUAUGAACAAUAUAGUGAAUUCUGCAUUAUAAGGAAUGAAUUAAAAUUGGUAAAAAUUUUAAAAAAAAAACAUUCUAGACAUAAUUGAAACUCUUUCAACUGUUCAAUUAAACGAAGAGAUUACAUUUAAAUAAGAAAAAGAAAUCCUAUAAUAAGAAAUACAAUUGAAAAAAAGCGUACAUGAUUCCUUCUAGAAACUUAAAGAAACUUACAUUUCAACAUUGCAAAAGAUAUCAGAAAAAAUUUGUUGGGAUAAUGAUUUAAUAUCUUUUAAUACUAUAAAAUUGCAGAAUAAAGAACUGAUUUAAACGCCAAAAGAGAUUGAGUUUAAUAUAUAAAUGUAAUGUGGACUAAAAUAACAAAACAUUAAAUAAAUAUAAACGUAAACAGAAUAAUAAGCAUUAUAACAAGGAUCAAUAAAUUAUUUAAUGCUUUAAAAUCAUGCUAUAAAGCAAAAUGAUAAUUUUAGAGCAUUAAGUUUUACAAAAGAAAAUGAUUUCUUGAUAGCUGGGUGUAAUAAAUAAAUACAUAUAUACAAAUUUUGUUGGGGAUAAUUGGAAUUGAUUUAAUAAAUAGAUAAACAUGAAUAAAAUAUUUGUUCAAUUUAUAGUAUGAAAAAAAGUAAAUCUUUCAUUACAGGAGAUUUCAAUGGGAAAAUAAUUGUUUGGAUUUAUGAUGAGAAUAAGUGGAAAAGCUAAGCUGAAGUUAAAGAACAUUCAGAUUUUGUUAAUUAGAUUUUAUUAAAUAAGGAUGAAAAUGAAAUGAUAACAUGUAGUGAUGAUAAAACUAUUAAAUUUUAUACUAAAGAAUAAUAAUAAUGGAAAUGUGUAUAAACAAUAAAGAAUCACAUAAAUAAUGUUCAUGCGAUAUCAUUAAAUCCUUCAGAGAAUACUUUGAUUUCUUGUGGAUUUGAUAACAUAAUUUCAAUUUUAGUAAAAGAUUUUCUUUAAAAAGAGUGGUAGAUGAAGUAAACAAUUAAGUGUGAAUAAUAUGGUUAUAGAAUUUGCUUCUUUAAAAAUAACAGUUUCUUUUUUUAACCUUAGGGAUAAUAGAAAAUGUAGUUAUUUUAAAAAUCUAGUCAAAAUGGUGAAUUUGAGAAAACUAAAGAAUUUGAAGUGAAUAAAUUAUAUAGUAGCUGUAGUAGAUGGUUCUAAAUGGAAUAUUAAGUUUAGAAUUAAUUAUUAUUAUGUAAAAAUGGAAACUGUGUAAAUUUAUUUAAAGUGUAGGAUGAUUGCACUUUGAAAGCUGAAUAAACUAUUACAUUUGAAACUUCAGGUAUUUGUGGAGCUUUAACUAAUGAUACUUUAUAUUUAAUUUUAUGGGAUGAUAAAUCAAAAUAAUUUUAGAUAAGGAAACAAUUUAAUGAAUGA